GUUUUGUAGCGCUGAGUGCGGCAGGUAUAUAAAGCUGCCUCCUCUCACUGACGUUGAGAGGAGGCAGGCGGCUGCAACAUGCCAGUGACCGGAGAGGGAAUCCACCAGACUGGAGGCACCUCAUCAGCGUCUUCCACAGAGGGGAAGCAUGCCAACAUGAACUCCCAGCCCGACAUCGGCCACCAGCAGCAGUCUGGUAACGGGUGCAACCACCAGGCUUCAAACCAGAGCCACAAACUACAGCAUGUUGAUGGACCUGAGAUACAGGCCCUGCCCAUGCCAGUCCCAGACCCCCCCAUUCAGUACACUAAGUUGUUCAUCAAUAACGAGUGGCAAGAGUCCUGCAGCGGAAGAAAGAUUCCUGUGUAUGAUCCCGCGACAGGGAAGCUGCUGUGUGAAGUGGAGGAGGCUGACCCCGAAGAUGUGGACAAGGCAGUGAGGAGUGCCAGAGCCGCCUUCCAGAUGGGGUCACCAUGGCGAUCCAUGGAUGCCUCAGACCGAGGUCAACUACUUAACAGACUUGCUGACUUAGUGGAGAGAGACCGGCUACUACUGGCAACACUAGAGGCUCUGGACUCUGGCAAAGUGUUUCUCAUGGCAUAUUAUGUAGAUCUGAUGGCCACAAUUAAAACCUUGAGAUAUUAUAGCGGCUGGGCAGACAAGAUUCAUGGCAAAACCAUCCCUGUAGAUGGAGACUAUUUCACUUACACACGACAUGAGCCCAUUGGAGUAUGUGGCCAGAUCAUUCCUUGGAACUUCCCAGUGAUGAUGUUUGCGUGGAAGAUUGCUCCUGCUCUGUGCUGUGGGAACACUGUAGUCAUCAAGCCUGCUGAACAGACCCCAUUAUCAGCCCUGCACAUGGCUGCACUCAUCAAAGAGGCUGGCUUUCCUCCAGGAGUGGUGAACGUGGUGCCAGGUUAUGGUCAGACAGCAGGCUGUGCCAUUUCCCACCACAUGGACAUCGACAAAGUAGCCUUCACCGGAUCUACUGCUGUUGGGAAGCUUAUCCAGAAGGCUGCAGGUGACAGUAACCUGAAAAGAGUUACACUAGAACUAGGUGGAAAAAACCCAAAUAUUGUCUUUGCUGACUGUGACUUAGAGUAUGCAGUGGAGCAGGCCCAUAGUGGUCUGUUCUUUAACCAGGGCCAGUGCUGUCUGGCUGGAUCCAGGGUGUUUGUAGAAGAACCGAUCUACGAGGAGUUUGUCCGCCGCAGUGUAGAGAAGGCCAGAUCUAGUGUCCUGGGAAACCCAUUGCUGCCAGGGGUUGACCAAGGACCACAGAUUGACCAGAAGCAGUUUGAUAAGAUAAUGGAGCUGAUAGAGAGCGGGAAGAGGGAGGGAGCCACGCUGGAGUGUGGGGGGUCCGCGUGGGGUCAGCAGGGACUUUUCAUCCAACCCACCGUCUUCUCAAAUGUCACAGACGAUAUGCGCAUCGCCAAAGAAGAGAUUUUUGGUCCAGUGCAACAGAUCAUGUGUUUCCGUAGCAUCCAUGAAGUCAUCCAGAGAGCCAAUGCCACACACUACGGCCUGGCAGCAGGAGUGUUUACAAACGACAUUGACAAAGCCCUAACAGUAUCUUCUGCUCUGCAGGCUGGCAUGGUCUGGGUGAACUGCUACAAUGCCAUGAGUACCCAGUGUCCCUUUGGUGGCUUCAAGAUGUCUGGAAAUGGGAGGGAACUGGGGGAAUACACUCUUCAGGAGUACACUGAGGUCAAGGCAGUCACUAUCAAAAUCUCACAGAAGAACUCCUAAUACCGUCAUAUCUGCCCCCCUCCCCAAGGCUUCAGAUCUUCCACACACAUUUAACAACAAUCAUUUGGCACCCGGAUGUUUUGAAGGCAUGGUCGAUUCUGUGUCACUCCAUGAACAUUUAUUCCUGGAAUUUCUCCUAAGAUAUUUCUUUUUUAUCGACUUCUUAUCAGUGUUGUGUCUCUUUCUCUUGCUGUGACAAUGCUGACUUUCUGUUCCUCUAGAGUACUGUCUCAGAUGUAUCUAACAGUUUAGUGGAAAGCAUGUACUCUAUAGUAGUGUCUGUUAUGUGUUUGUUAGCUUAAGAGAACCUGUUUUUGUUCAGAGGUAACCACUUAAAUAGCACGUUGCCAGAAAAUAAUUAUUUUAAUAGGUGUCAUACAAAAAAUAGAAAGACAUUUUACAUACUAUUUACAGGGAUGUCCAAAUGAAAUCAAUAAAACUGUAAUAACCAGUAAA
This is a messenger RNA of Siniperca chuatsi (mandarin fish), 2208 nucleotides long. RefSeq names its product retinal dehydrogenase 1-like. Gene Ontology annotation, molecular function: benzaldehyde dehydrogenase (NAD+) activity. The record is from RefSeq and is a predicted model, not a curated record. The transcript is spliced from 14 exons. NCBI's taxonomy places the organism in Eukaryota, Metazoa, Chordata, Actinopteri, Centrarchiformes, Sinipercidae. Bases 79 to 1752 code for a protein of 557 amino acids.